Molecule: messenger RNA, 14972 nt
Organism: Porites lobata
Lineage: Eukaryota; Metazoa; Cnidaria; Anthozoa; Scleractinia; Poritidae
Source: the annotation of a GenBank genome assembly
UGGUGUGUCAGUGAAUCAAGGUUUAAGUCUAGUAUUAGCUAGUAAGAGUGGCUGAAAACACUUCGUAUUCACGCUUCACUAUAAAGCAAACUCUGCGGUUUGCUUUAUAUGAAGUAGAAUGCAGUUUCGGAUGUUAACAUCGAUACCAUACAUACUGUAAGUGUACGAUUCAAAUGAAACGCGCGGGAUACGUUUGGCACAAGCACUAACUAAAAAUAAUAUUUUGAAAGCCCUGAAUUGCAGCAUAUUAUGUUGGUGUGGGAGGUCAAUGGUUCAAAUAAUUUCUCAAAAGUCACGGAAUGUGUCCAAGUGGUACAAACCCAGACGAGACGCAAUUGCCUACAAAAGCCGUGGGCGUCUGGAGCGUUAUAGAAGGCUUCUUCAUUUUUGCAAAAGGACCAGUUUUUGAAGGCGCGAUAAACUGAGAAAAACCUCUUAAAGGGAAAUCUCUCAAGCUACAAUGAAGAUCUCUGCUGUCAAGUGGCUCGGGUUUCUUUUACUUACCUGCAGCGCAAAGAUGAGUAGUCAAGGUAAGAUGCUAAAAAGUGAUUUAACAAGUAUGAUUUCCUAAGAUACAGAAGAUGAUCUAAAUUUGGGUAAGAGAUACGUCAUCGUUGCCUAACCGUGUGACUGCAUCGUUCCUCAAGAACAGUAUGCUGAAGAAAGUAUCUUGCACGCUUGAAUCUUUUUUAAAACUAACUAUAAAAACGCUUAACAGGCGAAACACGAAAUCGUGGUGACGUAACAGAGUUUUACUUAGAGGCAGUGCUCUCGUUUGACAGGAAAACCAGACAAUAGAGAAUGCCCCUGACAGCACACACAGAAAAAUAUGUUUUUUUAUCACACAAGAGAGAAAAUGGGGUUAAAAUUUAAUCUAAUGCGUGUAGAGAAAACAAAACUACAGAUAAGUACUCUUCCAGAAGAAACAAAAUAGCAACGGAAGUACUUCAAGUACUUCUUGUCAGUUCUUUACCGAUAAAGCAGCUCUAAGGUUUUGUUUGCUUCCACCCUAAUAUCAGGGCUGGUAUUAUUAUCAAUUAACAGGGGCACCCAACGUCAAUUUUUGGAAAAUAUCUGUUCGGAAGACGAUUUGAGAUCUAGAAUUUUCGGAAUAUUUGUUGUAAAAUUUCUUGCUUGCCUGCCUCUCCUAGGAUUUUCGAACAAACAAAAAAUGGUAUACUUGCCCAUUUUUAACUAAUUUUUACCCUAAAAAGUUCACCUAGAAUUUUCGGGAGCCUAUUUUCUGGCUAAAAUUGUCGAAAAAGUAAGUUUUGAUCCCUAUAAUUUUCGGAUCACUAGACUUUCAGCUAGGAAAUCCGAACAGCUGAAAAAUUUUUAGGGGGUAAAAAUAUGCCUAUAUCUACCGUUUAAAUACUAAAAUACAUUCAACAAUGCUAUGUUUAAGUGGUUUUGAACUAUAUUCUCGUUGGGUGCCCCUGUUUCAUUGAGGCGGUCUGUGAAAUCACUUCAUGAAUAACAGUACUUUCGAACAGCGACGUUUUUUUUGUUGUUGCUUCGUUUAGACUUUUAGACUGAAAAUGAAUUUUGUAUGUAUUUUAUUUUGGGGUAUGCUAUUGAGAAUGGAAACAAUAAACGUGCUGUUCGGUUACGAAAGGCAUAUCUGAAUCUAAUUUUUUUUUUAAUAGACCAGCACGACUGUAGAAGCACUGUAUGGAAUGGGGGUUUGAGUAGAUAAUCCCUUUAUAUUCGGAGUAUCCAGAAUAUAUAGAAAAUCCAAGACUAUAAGACUGAAGGCGAUCACUAGUAUAGGGUGGUAUAGUGAGUAUAUAAUGACUGAAAAAUCUAAGCUGUUGCAGGCAAGGCUAUAAUAGCAAAAACGUGUCAGACUUUUCCCGUUACGUGUAGCCAUACCGAUUUUAGUACUUUGUAACAUUAGACCGAGUUCAAUGCAGUUUCGUAAACUUCUCCUUAAUAAAGAUGGUUUCAGGCCUGUUCUGAUCGAAAUAAACUCGCCUUUUCAGUUGGUAUUUUGUCUGACAAUCUGAUACAAUGAUAUAUGACGUUCACAUAAGUAUAAGAAUCGCGGAGAAGACCUUCGUUGAAACAACAACAACAACAAAUGCUUUAUUUGCAUGACCAUAAAUGAGUUACAGUAUUGCGAAAGCUAAUAGUCUAAAUUUAAGAACUAAUGCAACUAAUUAGUACGUACAAAACAUUACAAAACGUUACAGUUCUCAUUCAUUCAUUCAUUGAUAUUAAUUUGGUUCUUAAUUCAAAGCAUUGCGAGAUAAAUGAAACUAAUUGACAGUUAAUCAAAUAAUCAGAAGAAUUCAUAAGAAGAGAUAUUAAAGUAUCGUGUGAAAGUGAUUUGAAGUCAGGUAUUUUAGUUCCUAGUUUGGAGAAAAAUGUGUCUCUGAUCUGAGAAUAAGCCUUACAAUCUAGUAAGAAAUGAUUUUCAUCUUCAAUUUUGUUACCUGUACAAAAGUAACGUAUCCUUUCAUCGCGAGGGAUUUUUUCGUAUCUACCUGUUUCAAUUCUAAGUGUGAUGACUACUUAUUCUAAAUCUAACCAAUGCUUUUCUCCAAGGGUUUUUUCUUAUUAAAACAAGGUACGGCGAGGGGCUAUAUUCGUCUUUGAUUGUACAAUAAAAACUGAGUUUUUGUGAUUGUUGAAGGGUCUGAUUCCAGUACGAAACGUGUUUAUUUUUCAUUAUGUCGAUAUACCGAUUAACUAUUGAGUCAGUCAAUGAAUUACAGGAAAAGUCAUAGUUUAGAUCAUAGUACUCAACCAUUUCACAAUAUUAGAGUAAAAGCUAGUUUUUCCGUUAUGCUGAAGGUCAAUUGAAAUUUGUAAGGUCUGUUUAACUAUAGAAUCUUCAUCUUUACCUAUCAGAUAGUCUAAGUAAUUUAGAAUCUUUUUAUUUAUAUCAAUGAUCAUGGGGAAUUUACCGAGUUCAGCUCUACAAGCAAUGUUGGAUGCCUUGUUAUGUACUUGUAAAUAACGUUUACAGAAUUGCAAAUGGGUUUUUUCAAUUGCAGAGCCUGUCCCAGGACUUAAAAUCUGAUUUAACAAAAGCACCCCAAAUUUGACUGUUGUAGGUUAGAAUUGGUGAAAUCAUCGAGUCAAAGCAAGUCAUGGCUUAAGACCAUUCAAAUCCGUGUGCCGCCUUAGGCUGAAGAGCGCAUGGAGAGCUUUUUGUAGGUGUUAAAGCGAAAGUGUAAAAUUUCCGGAAGAUGUGAUGCGAGUUCCUAAGUAAGUAUAGUUUUGGACAACGUCGAUUACUUCAUUGCCUAUGCGGAAGUUAUGUUCACAUUUUCGAGUGCAUCGUUGAAAAAUCAUUAUUUUGGUUUUGUUAGGAUUUAUUCUAAGCAUCCAUGAGUUGCAAAAUGAAGAUAGUACGUUAAGGCAGUUUUGUAGACCAAGUUUGGAUCGCGAUAAUAUUAUCAAAUCAUCUGCGUAAAGGAGAGAGUUGAGUCUGGUGCCAUUUGGUAACACGAAAGGGUCUGAUAAAACAUUGUCAAAUGAGAACGCUAGAUCGUUAAGGUAUGAGUUGAAGAGCAGAGGGCUUAAUGCAGCCUUCCCGCACUCCUCUUGCGUAUUGAAAAGAUCGCGUUUUGUUACUUCCAAUCCUGACAGAGCAGGUAGACUUCGAGUAUAGACUCUUAAUUAGACUAUAAAACUUUCCUUGGACAUUGAUUUUAGAUAACUUAUAGAGAAGCCCAUCAUGCCAAACCGAAUCAAAGGCUUUCCUAAAGUCAACAAAACAUGCAUAUAUUUUCUCCUUGUGACAAUGGACAUAUUUGUCUAUUAAUGUUCGAAGGGUUAGGACAUGAUCUGCUGUUCUAUCAUUCGCUAGAAAACCAAUUUGAGACUUGUGAAGUAUAUUAUUUAAGUCAACGUGCUUUAGAAGUCUCUGAUUGAGAAUUGAACAAAAUAGUUUUCCAAUGCAACUAGAAAUACAAAUUCCACGGUAGGUUGAUGGAUCGCUUUUAGUAGCACAUUUAAAAAUUGGUGUAAUGAGGCCGUCACACCACAUUUGGGGCAUAGUUCCUAAGUCGAGGACCGUGUUAAAUAGUUUUAGAUAAACAGGCAUUACUUCGUUUAAGCUAGAUUUGAUCAUUUCGUUUUUGAUUUUGUCUGAAAAAGAAGAUUUUUUGUUUUUGAGUUUUCCAGCUGCAGUGCGAAUUUCACUUUCAGUAAUGAGGUAAUCCAAGGAGUGAGAUCGUGUUGGAAUAUCCUUUUAAUUCUUCAACUCAUCAAUAACUGCCUCCUGCUGUUCGUUAAGAGGUUCAUUCGAGUGCAGAGAUUGAAAGUGGGACAUCCAUUUUUCUUCAGAAAUUGGAGGGGUGUGGGUUUCCUUCAUAGUGUCGUCCAUUGACUUCAAACAGUUCGAAAAGCCCUUAUUGUUCGAAUUGUCGACCGUAUUUUCAAGUUCACAGAUCUUAUUGCUAUAGUAUUCGUUUCUCUUAUGUUUCAAAAGGUUUUUAUAUUGCUGUAAGACGUUGUGAUACUCUUCCCUGAGGGUAUUGUUUAGAGGAUCUCUGUGUUUUUGAUUAGAAAGUUUCCGCAGUUCAUGUCUUUUAUAGCGGCAUUCUUUGUCGAACCAUUUUUUGUUCGAAGAUAUUUUGCAACGUCGCUUUUUUGCUGUUUUGAUUUUCAAACAUCGUUUUGCGGUUGAAAUAAGAAUAUUUUCUACUGCAUCAAGGUUCAUGUCAACAUUUCUCGUGAUUGUUGUAGUAUUCAUAAAAUUGUGGAUCAUUCUUUGAAUGUCUUCAGACUGUAAUGCAUCUCUAAAUUUUUGUGACGAAUCGUUUUCCCAAAAAAACUGUUUUGGAAGAGGAGUCAAAGAAUCAUUUAUAAUUGUCUCGUUUGAUGAAUCAUUAUCUUAAUGACUAUGAUCUGAUAAACUGUUCGGCUCUUUCACUAUAAAAGAUGUUAUAUUUCGUAGCAAAUCUUGGUCACAUAUGGAGUAAUCAAUGACACUGAUUCCCGAUUUACCAUGAAAUGUAGGUCUGCCCAACGAGUCGCCAUUAAUUCUACCAUUUAAAAUUCUUAAGUCCGCGCUUCUCCAAAUUUCCAAGAGUCGUUUUCCAUGAUUAUUCAAAUCAUUAUCAAAACUUUUUCGUUGGGUGGCGCAUAACGAAGAUUCAGAAAAGUCGUUUGUUAUUAUCUUAUUACCUUCUUGACAAACACUGUGCGGGUGUUUGCCUACUCUGGAGUUGAAGUCUCCACUAUUUAACGUGAAAAGUUACUUGAAGGCCGAUAAGGCGUAGAAUAGAAAAGCAUUUAUCGGCUUCUUAAAAUAAAUAACCCACUAAGGACGAGAUCUGGAAAUCCAAAGAUUUGCUAGACCGCAGCCUAAAAUAGACUUCCUUUAAAUAACCGACCCUACUAGUUUUGAACCUUUCCAAAACUACCAGUUUGUUUGCUUGUCUAAACAUUACCAAGCUUUAACAUUUUCUUUCCUUUUUGUCCCAAUUUAGUGACUCAGGGCUCUGAUUUGAACCUUAGGGUCCACGCGUUGUCUCCUCGCAACUUGCAAAUCACUUGGGACAGACCAUCAACAGAUGAGACCCUGGUUGGCUAUAGCCUCGUUUUCGUUCCAGCACACCAAAGGCGAAGAACACACGUGGAACUGUUUGUAAGUACCAAGGUGUGGAUGUUUUUCUCUCGCUGGGGUAAACAAAAUCCUUCCAACCCUUUCACUAUUAAUAGUAGCUGAAGAAAAAAUCCCGAAAAGGUGAAAUUCUGUCAGUAAUAAAUUUUAACAAAAACCAAAGGAAAUCAGGAAACAGUCUGGCUUCAUGAUCUCCGAAUGAAAGAGAAAGAUCCAAGACUUUCUUCAUUCUUGGACAGAAUAAAAUGGGACAGCAAACCCCCACUCCCCCGAUAUCAAGAAUGAAGCCGCGCGAAAGCCAAGGCUCUCCAUUUUCCCAUCCUUAAUUUUUUUUUGGGGGGGGGAGGGGAGGGGGCGGGUAUAAAUUUGAGACUUGUGUAUAACUGUUUCUACUGUUUUAAACUCAAAUUCAGGCACUUUCUCGACGUUAUUUGUGAACAUUUUACUUUAGGUCGAGGCUAACCCUAUAUAAAUGAGUCUUCAGUGAUUCUAUUCAGCGGCUCCGACGAAUUCGAAAAGAGUAGUAAGACUUUUUCGCUGUGUUUAUGACAGGUGAAUCAAUUUACUUUGACCAAUCUACACCCAGGCAUAAGAUACAGAGUGAAGCUGGCUCCGCUGAUGAAUAAUGGCAAACUGAGAGGAGCAUAUUCAAGUUGGGUCAAUGCUAGGACCCUAGCAGGUGACAAAUUGAAAAAUAUCUAUUUUUUUUCCUACCAAACUAUGAAUAGCGAUUGGCUGAAAUGAAUCGCUGCUUUAUCAUGUCCAACCGAAAUACUACAUAAAAUUCAAUGGUAAAUGGACUCGAGUCCAGCCGUUGAGAAUUCCGUUUGACAUCCUGUCAUCCGGACUCACAAAACGACUGGUGAUUGGACAUUAUCGUGACACGCGAGUUUCUCCAUGCAGGUGUUGGCUACAUUGCGUUGAAAAGUGAUUGGCUAGAGACACAUUACGUUGAUUUUUACUUUUGCUUGUACGAUGCCCAAUUAAAAAUUCACCCUAUUUUAUCGCGGAUGUUGGUCAAAAGAGCUCAGAGACUACUUUCUCCUUGAGGAACUCUUCUCAACAUAGAUUUGUCUUGAUGCUGACAUAUCAUAAUCGUCAGUGUUAUUGCAAAAACUAUAAAGUUUUUUCUAAAAUUUUAGAUUUCCUUGAAAGUGGAUUGUUAUUUCUUUAAGUAGGCAGCACUUUCUUUUAUUCUAUUUUUCUAUUAAUUUGCCCUCUUUUCCUCGAUCGUAACUGCAAAAUUCCAAAGAACUUUUACAUUAAAACGUGACACGAAUGGCCAAUUAUCAGGACGACAAAAGAAUAACAAUACUAGCCACCAUUUUGGAUUAAGGCGUAUUCGAAAAAUGACUAAAUCUUCAUAUUGAAUUUGACAAAACCUACAGGAACUUAAAACCGCGGGGAAAUCAUCCGCUUUUCUAUCGCGAAAUUCAGUAUCACAACGCUUUAGUUUUAUAAGAUUUCUUUCGCUGUAUUUACAUCUAGUCGGAUUUUAGAAAACGGUUACCGUCAAAUAGACCUCUUUCGUCAAGCAUUUUUUGGGCCAAAAAAUAUCCCCAAAGAAGCCAGCCAAUGUAAUACCUAAGACUGCAACCAUUACUUUUUCUCUUUUCAUCCUUUCUUUCUCUCCCAUCUUGCUAUUUUCCUUUCCAAUUCCUUAUUUCCGGCCUUAUCGGACACACACAAAAAAACAGUUUUUUGGCCCUCCCACUCAAAUGGCUACACAUUUUGCAAGGUCCGUUUUCAAAAAUCCGGCUAAACAUACAUUUGUACAAUCCAGUAUGGCAGUUGAUCUGUUAGUUAUGGCUCCUCAUGUAAUGUUCUUUAAUUAGCUUAACUUUCCUCCACUCACACUGAUUUAGUCAUUAUUCGUUGCUGGAAAUUCUACUUUUCGUGGCUGGCUUAGAGCCGUUGGUGCUUAAUACGAGUCUGUAUUUACGUGUAUAUAACCUGAAAUCCGGAGAUGGACACCAUUGGGGGUGGGUUGGGGCUAGGAUUUGCCUACUAAUCAUGGCCAAUAUUUUUCAUAAUUGGUAGAGAAUACGACUGCAGCUGGCCAAAACCCGAACACAUCAAACGGUCUUUCCAGCACAGGGCAAGCUUCAAACAGCAACUGCUCACGCAUCAGUCAGCUCUGUCAAAACAUCGGCUAUAAGUUUACUCAGAUGCCCAACUACUUCAAACAGCAAAAUUACAAUGACGCUGAAUACGAGCUUUCUCAAUUCACACCCAUGAUCCAAUCAAACUGUUCAUCAGUUCUGCAACUGUUCCUCUGUUCCUUGUAUUUCCCUCCAUGCGCGCCCAGACGACAAACCACGCCCCCAUGCCGUUCUGUCUGCAGGGCAGCUAAAGAGAACUGCGAGCCGUGGAUGAAGAAGUCUGGACUCAAGUGGCCCUAUAAGUUUGAAUGCAACACCUUGCCAGAUCCCCAUGAAAAAGCAUGUGUAAGAAGGGAUGGUGCAGUAAUUAAAGGUAAGAACUAGUCAUGAUGUUUUUUAUAAUAUUUGUAGCUCAUAUGAAUCUACAAUCAUGGACAAAAGUCCUGGGACACUUUCGCUGUUCUGGGGCGUUUUCCAAUUCACACAGGUCCAGCCUCUCCCCUCACCCCACAAAAAAUGUUGGACGCGUGUAUCCAGAUUUUUUUUCCGAGUUUCAAUUUUGUAUAGGGUGGGGUGAGGGAUAACUGCAAGAAAAUUUCGAAAAGGAUGCACUGUUUUAAGAGGGAACCGAGAAACGACAGAAAAAUAUGAAUAUUGGAGUACUGUCACAAGGAUUGUAGUUUAUGUCGCAACUUUUAAAAAUACUUAUGCCCUUUUUUUAUGAUUGACGCCACCUUGGUUUGGGAUGAAGGAUGACCAGGACCAGGAAAUAAGGACGUCAACCGGAAGUAACGCCUUCUCCCUUUUUAUAUGCCUUGACUCUAACAAAUUUGAAUUGCUAAGUUUCUUUUCUCUUAUGAAGACGAUUUACCAGAGAGUUUGAACCAAACCAUUGACCAAUGAUACAAAAAGUCCACUUCCGGUUGACACCCGUCGAAUUUUGACCUUUUAAUGAAGUUUAUUAUUCCUCUUUCUUACUUAUACUUCGAAAGUGUUUAUAGACAGAACCAGACUGAGACGGAGCCGAGCUUCCAUUUUCACGGGGAAAGUGUUGUCAAAUGUAUCUAUAAAUAAACGGGUCCAUGAAAACACCUCGAUAUAGGCACGGUAUGAGAGUUGCACAUUUCGAGUUAUUAUGGACUCCUGAUAUACCUAAGUAACCUCAAAGCCCGAGAUGAAUGAUAAUUAUAAGUUUUUCAUCAUUUACAUGGGCAAACCGGUCGGUCCACGGUUUGGGCAAAUGGUAUGAAAAAAUUCAGGAGUGGUAAAUUUCGUCCCAGAGUCGCGUUUACCAUUUGUAUAAAUCACUUACAUUAACCAAAAAACGACCGAAGGGCCUGAAACUGGUAUCAACGAUGGUUUUGAAGAAAUUGAACACAAUUUCCCUUUGGAAUACUCCGUCCAGAAAAACAGGACUACCUUUUAAGAUAUUCUGUUGCUCCCUGAAAUUUUCUGCAGGAACGAAUGUAAGUCGCGUUCCAUUUACUUUUCAAACGUAUUUCCGGAAACGUUUUGUAAAUAGUAAGCAACCUAUCUAUUGUUUGAUUUUUCCUCAAAACUCGAACACUUUUUUACUUAGUUUUAACUGUAAUAUGUCCGUAGUGCCACCACAUUGCCAACCACUCAACUCCACAAUGUGCAAAAACCUUAACUACAUUUACGUCGAAAUGCCAAAUUUCUGGGGAGACAAUACACAAGAAGAAGCCGACGCAAGAAUCCAAGUGUUCUCUCCACUGGUGAAUUCCGGCUGUUCUCAAUCACUGCGAGUUUUUCUGUGUUUGUUGUACUUUCCACCGUGCGUUGUAAAUUUUAGAAAGAUGAUCCCUCCAUGCCGAGAGUUAUGCGAGGACGCGAGACGUGGUUGUAAGCCAGCGUUGGAGGGGGCUGGCUUUCCUUGGCCUGGGAUAAUGAAGUGUUCUCAGUUUCCUUUCUCUGAUAAAAACGAAUCAAACGUUUGUUUAAAACCAGAGACGCAAACAACAAAGGGUAAGAAAUCUUUGUUUUUAUUAUCACAUUAUUAUUAUUAUUAUUAUUAUUAUUAUUAUUAUCAGUUGUAGUUGUCAGGUGCGGAUUCACACCGGUUUCCACCGUUUUACGGAAAUCGGUCACAUUUUUCAUAAUAAACAUACUUUUAAUAAUAGUAAAACUUCCCAAGUUGAAAUCUGGAAAAUGGUCUGGACAAAUGUUUUCUUUUUUGCAGUUUCCGAGCAUUAGAUGCCCCCUCAAUGAAUCAGAAACCUGGGAAAGGGAACUUUAGGGAAUUAAAAUGCCAAAAAAUACCCCUAGAAGCCUGCUCCCUCGGCCCCUCGUUCAGGAAAUCGGUCAGCAUUUAUCCUAGAUCCGCGCCUGGUAGUAGUGGUAGUAGUGGUAGUAGUGGAGUAGGGUAGUAGUAGUAGUGGUAGUAGUGGUAGUAGUGGUAGUAGGUAGUAGUGGUAGUAGUAGUGGUAGUAGUAGUAGUAGUAGUAGUAGUAGUAGUAGUAGUAGUAGUAGUAGUAGUAGUAGUAGUAGUAGUAGUAGUAGUAGUAGUAGUAGGUAGUAGUAGGUAGUAGUAGGUAGUAGUAGGUAGUAGUGGUAGUAGUAGGUAGUAGUAGUAGUAGUGGUGGUAGUGGUAGUGGUAGUGGUAGUGGUAGUGGUAGUGGUAGUGGUAGUGGUAGUGGUAGUAGUAGUAGUAGUAGUAGUAGUAGUAUCACUAACAUCAUCGGCAUUGGUAUCGGUGAAAAUGGUCAAUACCAUUUUCUCUUGAAAAAGAUGAUUUUGCAGUCAGUGAAACAGGCUGCGAAACAGGCUGCUCGGAAGAAAAAAUCCGCGUACUAGAAAUAGGAGUCGAACAUAUGACCUACCAAUGAGCCACAGGAGACUUAUGGAGCUAGCGCCACUAAAUUAAGUAAGUUCUUGUGACAAACUAGUCUCCCUCGCAACCGUUUUUUGGAUGUCACGCGUUGCGUGACAUCCAAAAAACGGUUGCGAGGGAGACUAGUGACAAACAUGCUGCAUCAUGAUACGGACUAGAAUGUCCAUAUGUGCUCAUGCGCAUUGAUAAACUUAUUUUUCUUAUUUCCAAUUCAGUGCCAAACGUUACACAGUCAAGGUCGCAAUGCCAGCCAUUGAAGAUACCGAUGUGCCGAAGCUUGAACUACACCCACACGAUUCUACCAAAUUUCAUGAACCACACAACCCAAGCGGAAGUGAAGAGGGCCUUAAAAGCUUUCAGACCACUGCUCAAAUCUAAAUGUUCCAAUCAACUCAGGAGGUUUGUUUGCUUCCUGUUCGCCCCUUUCUGCGGUACAGACGGAACCCCACUGGCGCUUCCACCCUGUCAAUCAUUCUGCGAGAAGAUCAAGUUGGAUUGCGGUCGAGUAUCUCGGUGGCUGGCUAAUUUAAACUGCAGCAGAUUUCCUACGUUGUCUCGCAAGCGCCUUUGUUUUGGUGACCCGCUGGCCACAAUGGACUGUGUUGGACGUAACAGCAGACCCUGCACAGGUGAGCUUUGUUAAAUCUCUGGGGUCGACACUAAGAAUUCGUCUUAGAGAUGUGUUCGCUUUACUGAGAGACAAUUAAAACACAACCAGUCGAUGGUAGCAAUGACGACCUCGACAUCGACGAUGACAAAGUCGGUAACGUAGCAGGCGGUACUAAUUUCUCACUAAAGUGACCAAUCACAGACCCCUUAAUAACUGAUUAUGGCAACAAUAUCAGAUGCAAUACAUAUCUUCAGACCGGCUGGAGCGGAUCCAGAAAAAUUCAGAAAUGGGUGGCCAGGACACUUGCCAUAUGGAUAUUACAUAUUUUACUGAGAAUUCUUUAAAAAUAGUACUAGGAAAUUUCACAGACCAAAGGAGAGAGUGGCCUGGUCCCCUCGACCAACUUCAAAAUUCAUCUCAAUGUAACUAUAUUUUUAUCCCAUGUAUGGUAAUCCAAGACAGUCUUGGAUUGUGGAUUCCACGAGCGCUGUGGAUUCCGGAUUCAACUACUGUAUUCUAUAUUUGUUGUCCGUAGAACUUGGAUUCCGGAUUACCGCGUUUACGGGAUUCCGGAUUUGUUAAGCUGAAUUCCGGAAUUCAGAAUUUCGAAGCCAAUCAAGUAUUUUGGAUUCCAUAAGCACUGAAAAAUUUCCCAGGUUCCGGAAUCCAGAUGACAUUAAAUGGGGUGAUAUAUUAGUUUAUCUUUUUUUUUCUGCAGUGAUUUCAUCAACCUCUCCAAUCAUCUUAAAAUGCUCCUCGCCAGGCAUUCACUUCACAAUUGAUGCAGUAACCAUUUCCCGCUACAACGGAACCAAUAUAUUCAUGUCUUCAACGGCUGAUGCCCUUCGGCAGUGCAACAGAAGCCAGACACUAGUCGAAGGGAGACACGAAUGUCAGUUCGACGUAAACUAUGAUAAACUUGGAAUCGAUAUGCUUUCAGUGAUCGCUGUUGUUGUAAAAUACCAUUGUCUUUCGGAGUGAUUACAAAAAGCACAGCGUUAAAUGACAAAUUUGUGUUUGCAGCUACUGUAUUGAUGUUGUGGCAAAGCUUUGAUAGAUCGAUUACGCAAGCGAAAUUUGCCAUUGUAAGCACAAGUUUCACAAGCUGCAGAAAGAAAAAGACUGCUACUUACAUGAAUAGUGCUGUUUGUUUUACAACCAUGACGAUGAGUCACAUUUACUGUAGCAAUUUAGAACAAGAACAUCCAAGUGAAAUAGCGGAAACAGUAUUUUCUUCAAGAAAUUUUGGGGUCAAAUUCAAAGAAAAUGGAAGAAUCACUCCUCGCAUAUAUAAUAAGCCAGUUUGAGCAAUCUAUUGACGCGUGGCUGAGGCCGCACUUUACAUAACGGGUGGUGACAGCUCUAAUAAGGGCUGUUUCGGGAGAAAAACAAAUUUAUUCAGGGAAUCUGGAGAUUUUGCCGGGAAUCGGGAAACCUGGGAAAUUUUUCGGAAAAUAUAAGAUAUUUUCGGGACAUUGAGCAAAGAUUUGAUAUUACAUGCUAUCAAACAAUUUAUAUGCACCCUAUGUAUGCCUGUAUUUUAUGAAUUUGACACUUGAAAACAGGUUAACUCCCCAUGAUAUGAAAAGACCAAUCAUCAACGUUUCCAACUAAAAUAGCAUGAACUUGGAGUGCGUUUGACCACGUACAAUCCCCAGCGGAUUGACCCAAGAAUCGUGCCGGUGCGAGGCACAUACUAUCAGUAUACUUAGCUGAAAGUGAUAUCCAGAACAAUUUCAAAAACCGCACAAAAUAUAAAGUAACAUCGACUACUUCUACGCGAAGUCACGCCAAUAACAAUAAGCAUACAAAUGACGAUUUAGGCAACAUUUGGACAGAAUUUGUCCUCUCAGAACACUAGAAAUGGCGUUUCAGAGCACCAAGAUUUCAAAAUUUUCUGGGGGAGCAUGCCCCCAGACCCCCCUAGUGGCUGCCCCCUUCAGCGUUAGCCUGAUUCGUCAGUAUUAAAAAAAACCCACGAUUUUAUACACUUAAGUCGGACAGUCCGUCUGUGUUAACAUGAUACCAUCGGUGUUCAACUCCUCUAAACGAAAAAAUAACAUAGGUUAGAUAAUUCACAAGUUACAUAAUUAACAAGAAGCUGCCAAAAAUCUCUAAUUAAAAUUUCUAAUUUUAAUUGUUAAAACAAUUUUGGGAAGUUAAAGAUUAAACAUGGAGAAUGCCACCGAAAAAUUCGGGAAGGUCAUCCAAAUUUCCGGGAGGACAUAAAGUUAUUCAUAGGACUGCCCAAACAGCCUUUGUUAGAGUUGUCACCCCCCGUUCCUUGGGCAAAUAAAGAAAUCUAAAAAAAUAUAAGCAAGCAAUUACCAAAAACGCAGGCCUCAUGUAUCAUCUGCUUGCACUCUGGAAAUUUACUGGAAGAGCUUUCCUCUUUUAAACGUCACAAAUACACGGAAAUAACAUGCUUGUUCCCUGGGCUCGUUUACAUUUUCUUCAUUUUAUUUUUUUUUCAAACUGUAUUCUCCGUAUUGUCUUCCAGCUCUGACGCCAGCACUUACUUCAAAUUGACACUCCUAUUUUAUUACGCACAGUCAUCUUGAUGUUAAAAUACCUUAAAUAGAUUUUUCUAUGUAGUUAUUGAAUAUAUGACAUAUAUAUGAUAUAUGACAUAUCCACUUAGAAGAGUUAUCACGCACCAGUUUUUGCACUCUCGACAGGUUUAUUCCGUACGCUGUAAACUUGUCAGUACACACUUGAAACACUGAAGACUCCGAGAGAGAGAGAGUCAAAAAAAUCUGGUUACAUUUUCUGUUCUAUCUUGAUGGUGUCCUAGUCUAAAACCGAGUAGCCGCUUAUAUACCAAAAAAUGUCCUCCUGGGAGUUAAUUAACAUUAUGUAACUAGUAAUAGUUGACACUACAGCUGCCCCCGCUCUGUAUAUUGCCCGUUGUGUAGCUCUUUGAAAUUUGCCGAUUCAUAAUGAAGAUGUUCACACAUAUUCCAUAUAAUAGGUGAGAUAAACACAGGAGUUAAACGCAAGGUUCCAUGCACAGUUUCGGUUCGAUUUACACAGCUUUGAUCAAGACAUUCUCAGUUUCGACAACAGUUUAUUCUAAACCAUAAGAAAAUAUUUAAUUAGAAGUUUAAUUUUUCGCUAUUUCUCUUUCACUUUUUACAUUCAGUUCAUUUUAUUUACCGGAAAGGAAGCCUUAGAAAUUAAAAGGACGUUUGAUCAAUUCACACUCGCGGAUUCUAGUCUUAUUUUAAACUUUAUAAUAGUAUAGUAUAGUAUAUCUUUAUCGCGCCUUACUCUCCAAAGGGAGGCAUCGGUCUAGUUACAAUAAAGGUUUUUUCAACUACAACAAAUUUAAAAAGAAAGAAAUAUGAACGGAAACAACAAAAUUAUACGGCAUAUACUAUAUCGAUAAUAAUUAUACUAUAAUUUAAUUACCUAAUCAAUUGGAUUUUUGACUCAGGAACUGUUUUCGUUUUUCAAACAUUAGAUGGGCAUAUUAUAUUUGGCUAUAAUAUGUGAAGUUUUGUCAUUGUCCAGUCUGAGUUAAUACAGCGUUCUAUUAUGAUCUGUUAAAUUGAUGAACGUUGCAUCAUUUUCAGAAAUAUGAAAAUAAAGUUGCUGUCUAAGACUCUCGUAUUCAGUACAAUCAAUUAAGAAAUGCUUCUCGUCUUCUAUGCAGUUUCUUUUGCAAACCAAACAAAGCCUUUCCUCUACUGGUAUAGAAGCUCCUUUAUUUUCAUAUUUCCCUGUUUGUAUACGUAAAGUAUGAACUCCCAAUCGCAGUUUAGUCAUACUGAUUCUAUGAGCUGGAUUUCUAACUAUCUUUAGGUAUUCAGUUCCAAGCGAUAAUCUUUU